UUAGGCAAACGGAAGAGACAAAAAAAAAAAAAAAAAGAAAAAAAAAAGGGGAGAAAAAAAAAAAAGAAAUAAAGUCCUCUCCAAUGAAUGGAGGGUGAGAGGGCCGAUUCACCGGUGGGGCCCCGCCGGGGAGGUAUUUGUUAUGUGAGGCGCAGGCGGCUUCCCCGCAUCCAUGACUCCCCGGAUAAGGUGCACCAUCCACUUUCGGCGCGCUCGCAGCCGGCCCCGGGCCCGGGCUCUGGGCCGGUUCAUCCUCCGCCGCAUUUUCGGAGCGCUGGGGCGGCGUUGGCCGCCACGCCUCGCCCUGUUGCUGGUCCUGCGGCGGAGGCGCCGCAGGAGCCCCCGGCCCAGGUGAUGAUGCUGGGCAGCCCGCGGGUGGCCGAGCUGCUGCUGCAGCGCGGAGCCGACCCCAACCGCCCCGACCCGAGCACCGGCUGCCUCCCGGCGCACGACGCGGCCCGCGCCGGCUUUCUGGAGACGCUGGCGGCGCUGCACCGGGCCGGGGCGCGCCUCGACCAGCCCGACGGCCGCGGCCGCCUCCCGCUCGACGUGGCGGCGGGGGGCCCGCACGGAGCGGUGGGACGAUACCUGCGCCACCCGCCGCCCCUCCCGGGAGCCGGGAGGGCCGCCGAGGGGGCUGCGCGCUGACCCGCCCUCGGCCGCCCCCGCCGGCACCCUGUCCCCUCGAAGCCUGCGCCCAUCUCCGCCGCGAGCAUCCCAGCCGUCGAGUCACCCAGAGAGCGAUCGCGGUUGGCGGCGCUACCGGUGUCCGACUGCUGGGAAGACCCUUCCUCUGUCCCGCUGCCCAGGGUUCCUCCCGCACGCCCCGGGCACCCCGUGUCCUGCUUCUGCGAGAAGACACGUGCUGCUCAAUUUCCUGAGAAAAAAAGGAAAGAACUGAAACACUGCCAAGGCUAGCGCUCCUGCUCUGCCUCUCAGGCUCCCCGACGGGCAGAGCACAAGCAGCAAACCCUUCUCCUGUGCCUCGGGGGAGUGAGGGGGCGGUGGAAAAAUCCGUCGUUUCCCCUCUCCAUUUUUUUUAUUACGAUGAAGCUGCUUGGAGAAGUGAGAAUGCUAUGUUUCCCUUACCGGCUUGCUCACCGCCCUGCAAGGCUUUGCAUUGUAGAGAUACCUUGAGGUUCUUUUAUGUUGUAGUGCUUUGAAAUAGUGAACACUUCAGCCAUCUCGUUUACAAAUGUUCUCAAUCUAUAAAUCUUUUCCCCUCAUCAGCGCACUUAACUUAGAAUUUUAAUAUUAGUAUAUAACAUUGAUUGAAUGUUAAAAUAUUUAACACUGAUAGACAUCACAAUUUGAGAACUACUACAAAUAUUUUGUAUAGUUGCAUUUGAGGAAGCCAUCCAUGUGAAAAAACAAUUAGUGAUCGCUUUGUUACUGUGUGUUUUUGCAUUUGGAGGUACCCCAUUCAUUCAGAAGAUUUGGGCAACGAGCUCCUUAAUUUUAAGACAGCUUUCUGGGUCUCUAAAUUAGAUAUUUGGAAAAAACAACAAAUGACCGAGUUUGAUUAAAAAUCUGGAUCUUUUCACACUUUUCGUUUUCUGUUUUUCCUACGGAAUUUCCAUUGCCUACCCAAUGUUUGUACCACUUGCGUUCAACAAAAUACCUGUUAUUAUUCAAUAUCAAAACAUGAGAUUGGCUUAAAAAACUUCACUCAUAAUGUUCAGCUAUUAAAUGGUUCUGCGUGCAGCACUAUUCAGUGUUGGGCGGUGUUUUUUA
Pseudopipra pipra is the source of this 1734-nucleotide messenger RNA. Its product is annotated as cyclin-dependent kinase 4 inhibitor B-like. The transcript has 2 exons. Gene Ontology annotation, cellular component: cytoplasm; nucleus. The record is from RefSeq and is a predicted model, not a curated record. Gene Ontology annotation, molecular function: cyclin-dependent protein serine/threonine kinase inhibitor activity; protein kinase binding. Bases 88 to 648 code for a protein of 186 amino acids. Lineage: Eukaryota; Metazoa; Chordata; Aves; Passeriformes; Pipridae. Gene Ontology annotation, biological process: negative regulation of cell population proliferation; regulation of cyclin-dependent protein serine/threonine kinase activity; regulation of G1/S transition of mitotic cell cycle.